AUGGCAGAAAACGUUCCGCCGACAACCACCGCCGGCCAAAAUAGCACCACCGCCAACCCCGCUGGUUCGGGCCCAGAACAGAUGCAGAAUCGCGGGAUACCAUAUUAUGAGAAGCUGAGACGAGAACUGAGAGAGACAAUACAGAAGAAACGGUUGAUGGAUAAGAAUAUGGCCGCCCUAGAAGAAUCAAUCUAUCGCUUUGAGCAAUCCUACCUCGAAGAAACCGGUGCCGGAAACAUCAUAAAGGGAUUCGACAAUUACAUAAAAGGCGCAUCAGGCGUGUCCGGAAUAGGGACAGGGAGCAGCCUCGGAUCCGUGGCUGGCGGUGGCGCAGGUGGCUCCGGUGGUGGUGGUCCGAUGACGCGAAGAAAGACAGCGGUUCAGGAUUGCGAUAGAGUGUUUUCGAGGAGUUCUGCGAGUUUUAUGAGGGACUCCCCCGCCCCCUCCAGCGCAAACACAACCCCCUCCCACGCACCCACGCCAACCUCCGCCUCCAUCCCCGGCACAAACGCUAAUAGAGAUACUAAUACACCUAAUAAUAAUAACAAUAAUAAUAAUUCCGCCCCCAGCAGCAUCAAGGGAGGAACGAGCAGUAAUAAGAAGAAUAAAAAGGCUGCUUCAGGCAAUGCGAGCGCGAACAUCAACACGAAUACCAAUGCCAAUGCUGAUGGGCAGUCUGCUGGUGGGAGGGGGAGGGAGAGGGAUGAUGGCGAUGAUGCGGAGAGUGGUGGGAAUAAGCAGCCUGUUAAGAGGUUGAAGAUUACGUAUGGGCGGGAUUGA
This is a messenger RNA of Paracoccidioides lutzii Pb01, 780 nucleotides long. RefSeq lists its product as hypothetical. Bases 1 to 780 code for a protein of 259 amino acids. The record is from RefSeq and is a predicted model, not a curated record. The transcript has 3 exons. Gene Ontology annotation, cellular component: NuA4 histone acetyltransferase complex.